CUCUUGAAAUGAGUUCUAUUUUGCAGUUUGGGUUCUGCAGUCUGGAGAGGACAUUUAUACAUUCCCUAGCUCCUGUCCUUGGGGUGACUGGUGUUUUAUUUGGUGGCCAUUCAGACCCAAGAUGUGGGUGGAUGGUGUUGAUUUAAUACAGUAAUGGAUUUUAUUAUUUAUUACAGCAAUUGACACAGUAUUCAACACAACACGGAUUAUGGAUUGGACUAUGGAGCAGUAAUGUAUUCAAUACGUAUUCACUGGAUUACGGACUUGUACUUGUUUAAUUGUGAUUGUAAAAUGGUAUAUUUUUUGCUUCACUUUUUUUCACUGAGCAUGAUGGGAUUUGUACCUUAAUUGGAGGGUGGGGCUGACCUACCUCUCCCUUCUCACACCUGUAUUUAAUGGAGUGUUAUUACACAGUGUGCAGGCUUGAGAAGGAGCUGGAGCCAGAAACAUUGCCUGUUCUGUUGGCACAAUAAACACCUUUUUCACUUGUGCUGCAGCGUGUUGUAUUGCAACGUUAUAAUUGGUCCUUGGCAGUGGGCUCAGCAGUCAGCACCCAAUGCUACAACAAGCGGGCGUUAUAGGUCAAAGGGCUGCACUCCUGCCGAUCCUGUCUGAGCUGUCAAUUCCCUGCCGGGGAUAGAAAACAAACAGAAGCCUCCCAGCCCUACCCCUGUCUGCAGCAACUUUGAAGGGGAAAUAUCACUCAGGUCAGGCUGGAGCCAUGUUGGCCGCUGAUCCAAUGACAAUACUCCUCUCAGCCUUUAUUUGCCUUCUUCUGGGAUUUGUUUUGUUUGGCAGGAAAAGGAAUGUUUGCCAGAAUUUCCCUCCGGGUCCAAGAGCCCUUCCAGUUAUUGGCAAUUUACUCCUUAUGGAUAGGAAACAACCCUAUAAAACACUGAUGGAGGUAUCUAAGAAGUAUGGCUCUGUAUUCAGCGUUCGGGUAGGACCGUUGAAGAUGGUUGUCCUGUGCGGCUACGAUACAGUGAAAGAUGCCCUUCUCAAUUACCCCGAUGAGUUUGCUGACCGGCCUGCCCUGCCUUUGUUUGACGAAUUAGUCAAAGGCCACGGUAUUAUCUUUUCCAAUGGUGAGAACUGGAAGGUGAUGAGACGCUUUUCUCUUUCGACACUUAGAGACUUUGGAAUGGGGAAGAAGACGAUAGAGAGCAAGAUCAUCGAAGAAUGUGAUCAUUUAGUGCAAAAGUUUAACUCCUACGGAGGAAAACCCUUUGACACCACUAUGAUAAUGAACGCAGCCGCAGCCAACAUAAUCGCUUCCAUUUUACUCAGUCAUCGAUUUCAUUAUGAAAAUCCAACGUUGCUGAGACUCCUGAAACUGGUGAACGAAAACAUGCGGCUUAUGGCAAGCCCGAUAGCCUUGCUUUACAACACUUACCCCUCUAUAAUGCGUUGGGUACCCGGAUGCCACAAAACCAUUUAUAAUAACGCACAGGAGCUGAUGGAAUUUAUUAGAGAGACUUUUUCGAAACACAAAGUCGAGUUGGACAUAAAUGACCAGAGAAACCUCAUUGAUGCAUUCCUUUCCAGGCAACAGGAGGAAAAACCUCAUUCUGCUAAAUAUUUCCACGAUGACAAUCUGACAAUUCUCGUGAUUGAUUUAUUUGCUGCCGGCAUGGAGACAACUUCAACGACCCUGAGAUGGGCACUUCUGUUAAUGAUGAAAUAUCCAGAAAUCCAAAAGAAGGUCCAAGAUGAAAUUGAGAAAGUGAUUGGCUCAGUUGAGCCCAGAGCAGAGCACAGGAAAGAGAUGCCCUAUACUGAUGCUGUACUUCAUGAGAUCCAGAGAUUUGCCAACAUCACUCCAAUGAAUGGCCCCCAUGCAACUACCAAGGAUGUCACUUUCAGGGGAUUUUUCCUACCCAAAGGUACCUAUGUAAUCCCAUUGCUGGCAUCUGUACUGAAAGAUGAAAAUUACUUUGAGAAGCCGAAUGAAUUUUACCCGGAACAUUUCCUCGACUCAGAAGGACAUUUUAUGAAAAACGAGGCGUUCCUUCCCUUCUCAGCAGGUACUGAUGGAUCUGCGUGCUUAUGGAUUUUGGCCACAUUCUUACAAAUGCACAAUAUAAAAUCAAAAUACAAUAGACAAUCCUAUGAACAUUAUUUGAUUGAGAAUUUCUGUUCUUAUUUAUGUGCAAUUUUAUUCUUUUUGUGUCUGUCAUUACAUACCCCAAUAUCUGUUCUUUCUGUAAAUUAGGUCGCAGAAGCUGUGCCGGAGAGACGUUGGCUAGAAUGGAACUCUUCCUGUUCUUCACAAGCCUCCUGCAGAACUUCACAUUCCAGGCGCCUCCUGGGGAGGAACUAGAUCUCACCCCUGAUGUCGGUGGAACUGUGCCCCCUAGGCCCCAUACUGUUUGCGCUUUGCCUCGUUCCUGAGGCUAGUGCGUUGACCAACUGAAUAUUCCUCUUGAAAUGUACUUUGUUAUUUUGAGUUUUAUUUAUCAGUUUGGGUUCUGCAAUUUGGGAUAAUGUAAUAAAAGUCCUAAUUUUA
Molecule: messenger RNA, 2506 nt
Organism: Xenopus tropicalis (tropical clawed frog)
Lineage: Eukaryota; Metazoa; Chordata; Amphibia; Anura; Pipidae
Product: MGC69416 protein
Exons: 10
Coding region: 722-2212 (496 amino acids)
Biological process (GO): aflatoxin metabolic process
Molecular function (GO): heme binding; iron ion binding; oxidoreductase activity, acting on paired donors, with incorporation or reduction of molecular oxygen
Source: RefSeq, a predicted model, not a curated record